Helianthus annuus (common sunflower) is the source of this 3057-nucleotide messenger RNA. Its product is annotated as pentatricopeptide repeat-containing protein At5g25630. Gene Ontology annotation, molecular function: protein binding. The record is from RefSeq and is a predicted model, not a curated record. Bases 951 to 2816 code for a protein of 621 amino acids. The transcript is spliced from 4 exons. Lineage: Eukaryota; Viridiplantae; Streptophyta; Magnoliopsida; Asterales; Asteraceae.
ACUCAAACAGGUAUUCUCUUAAUGCCAAUAAGCACAUUUUGCUUCAUAUUAUGUUCUUUGAUCAUCAAGCUUUGAUCUUUAUGGCUGUUUGGUUUGAUAUUAUUAUGUUUAAAAAUGUAAUCUUGGAACAGAAUUUGGUUGUUAGAGUUCAUUUUCCUAGAUUCUUGGAAAUCAAGAACAAUGGGCCUUAGAAUUGAGAAACUGACUUCUUUAUGUUUGCAAUAUCUGAUUUAGAAUGAAAUUAGAGUUCUUGAUCUAAUUGGGUCAACCUGUAUGGGCGAAUUUUGCUUAUUAUUUAUCUUCUUUUUCCCAUGAAUAUGAUUUUGUAGCCCACUUAGGGGUGUGAACUCCAGAUUGUACACGAAAUUCACAGGUUUGGGUUGGUUUAGCUAAGCGGGUCAUGUCGGGUUUGACCCGUCAACCCACUAACAUCCCUAAGCACACUGUUGCCCGUUUGAAGCGUUGAUUGUUGCCCGUUAACCGUUUUUAAAUGGCGUACCCGGUGCUUGGCUUAUGUCCAAGCUUGAUACAAAACUACUAAUCGGCUUUUGUCCCAGUUGUUGAGUGUUAUGUGUCUUAUGUCUUAUGUCCAAGGCUUGAUACAAAACUACUAUCGAGCCAGGGGUCUCGCUGGAAGCAACCUCUCUAUUCCUAUGGGAUAGAGGUAAGGUUGUCUACAUCUUACCCUCCUCAGACCCUACCUUAUCUUUACUAUUGGUGGAUUUACUGAGUAUGAUGAUGAAGAUGAUGACCCAGUGCUUGGCUUAGCUCCCGCAUUUAGGAUGUGUAAGACCAAUACCAUCAUUUAUCUGCUAAGAUCAUGAAUUUGAAGUCAAAGUCAAAGUCAAAGUCAGAGUCAAGUGCCUUAAAACACAUUUUCUGCUAGUACCACACAUCAAAUUGCUGAAAUACAUUAAGUUUCUGGAUAUUGAGAAGCAUUUGUAUGCAAAAUGGGAGAAUUUGGUGGAGAAAGAUUGCAUUCUGUCAUCAUCAACAAGCACCAAAAUAGACCAAUCAUAAGCAAGUCAAAGGUUCAAGCAUCACCCACAAUGGAAACACAUCUUCACGAAAAAGUCCACUUGGGUACAGUUUCAGCUGUCGUGAGUUCACGAACUCAAUCGCGCUGCAACAUCUGUCUUCAAAACAAACACAACAGCUGCCAAACCGUUCGUUCACGAACCAAACAAAUGAAAAUCUUGAUCGAGAAGAAAAAGCCUCACCAAGUCCAAUCAAUCAUGAAAGAUUUAAUCGAAGAAGGCCACACACCAACACUCGUCACAUACACAACCGUCUUAGCCGCUUUAACCCUCCAAAAGCGUUUCAACUCCAUCCCAUCCCUCCUUUCCAAAGUCGAAUCCAACGGCUUGAAACCCGACUCGAUCUUCUUCAACGCCAUGAUCAACGCGUUCUCAGAGUCUGGAAACAUCAAAGAAGCCAUGAAAAUGUUCAAGAAAAUGAAGGAUAGCGGGUGCAAGCCGACAACAAGCACUUUAAAUACUUUAAUCAAAGGGCUUGGGAUUGUAGGUAAGCCGGAAGAAUGUAUAAAGUUGUUAGAAAUGUUGAGGUUAGAAGAAAACGUGAAGCCGAAUGAUAGAACGUUUAAUAUAAUUGCUCAAGCUUGGUGUAGUAAAAAGGAUAUCGCAGAAGCAUGGAAUGUUGUUCAUAAGAUGGUGGAUUAUGGUAUAAAACCUGAUGUUGUGACGUAUAACACGAUAGCACAAGCUUAUGCUUUGAAUGGAGAUACGUAUAGGGCCGAGGAUAUGAUAUUUCAAAUGCAGAAUAAUAAAGUGGCUCCGAAUAAACGAACAUGUGGGAUUAUAGUUAACGGGUAUUGUAGAGAAGGAAACAUGAAUGAGGCUAUGAGAUUUGUUUACCGAAUGAAGGAUCUUGGUGUGCUACCAAACGAUGUCGUUUUCAAUUCGCUUAUCAAAGGGUUUAUUGAUGCUGCAGAUUCUGAUGGAGUUGAUGAGACACUAGAGAUGAUGGAGGAAUUUGGGGUCAAACCUGAUGUUAUUACAUUCAGCACCAUUAUGAAUGCAUGGAGUUCAGUAGGACUGAUGGACAAAUGUCAAGAUAUAUUCGAUGACAUGAUCAAGAACGGGAUUGAACCCGACAUUCACGCAUUUGGUAUCUUGGCCAAGGGCUAUGUCCGGGCUGGAGAACCCGAGAAAGCCGAAGCACUUUUGCAAGUUAUGAAGGAAUCAAAAGUGAGCCCAAAUGUUGUAAUCUUCACUACUGUCAUUAGUGGAUGGUGCAGUGCAGGAAAGAUGGAUUAUGCCAUGCGGGUUUUCGAUAAGAUGGGCAAAAUGGGUGUUUCACCUAACUUGAAGACUUUUGAAACUUUGAUUUGGGGUUUUGGAGAAGCAAAACAACCAUGGAAAGCCGAAGAGUUGCUGCAAGUUAUGGAAGAGAAGGGGAUUGUUCCGCAAAAGAACACUGUCGAGCUUGUUGCAGAAGCAUGGCGUGCCAUUGGUGUUACCGAUGAAGCUAAGAGGAUUAUGGAUCAUGUUGAAGAAGAUGAUGACAACUUUAAUGAAGAUGAUGAUGAUGAUAUCGUUGAUUUGGGUGUGAAGAAGGAUGAAAUGCUCGUGAAUGUGAUUAACGAAGGAAACGGGUCGCCAACUAUUAAGUCGAGAAGCAGAAUUGUUGUUGAAAGAUCAAAGUUUUCACCAGAAAGCAUAAGUAGUGUGGCAAGAAAGUCGGUUCAUAGUUGUCGAUUUGGGGUGAAAUCGAUGUCAGUGUUUCACAAGCGGGUUCAAGUUAAGCUUCAGGUUUCAUUUUAUGGACACGUGAACAUUUGCAAACUGGUGUUUUGAAGUUUGCAGAAGAGAAAGUUGUGUGCAUGGUUAGAAAGCCUCUUGAAGUUGCAAAAAAGAUUGAAGGGUGUAGAUUCAUUUCAAGUUCUGCAGCUGGUUUUCUGUGCUUAUAUAAAAUUGUGUAAUCUUUGUAUAAAGCAUGCCUAGAUUCACAGGCAGACACACAUUUCAUUCCCCAUUUAACAAAAAAAGGUUAUGUACAUGUUUUUUGAUCUUUAUUUAACAGUAAAUCUUUCGUUUA